GCUCUGACGUCACGCUGCUCCGUAUCUCGCGCUCUUUCUCGCUCUCGUUCUUUUCUAUCAUCCCCACCAACCGCGCGCGCGCGCGCGCGGGCGCGGGGUCGCUCCGUUUCUCUCUCUCUCUCUCUCUCUCUUUCUCGGCGACGGGCGUUCGAGUCGGAGCUCGCGCGGAACAGCGCGUUUCGGCUGCACGAGUAGCGAACGCGAGUCAACCGUCGAGUCGCGCGCGAUCAGUUGAUCAGUUUGCGCGUGUGCCACGAACGGAAGGAUUACACGGGUUGUGCUCCAAGUGUGUGUCGCGGAACAAGUAGAGGAAGAAGAAGAAGAAGAAGAAGACACAUCGGAGAGACGUCGACGGCGUGAGUCGCAACACGCGCCGCGACGCGCGCAGCAGGUAGCCGGAGGAGUAACGUCAGGUCGGACAGCCGCCCGAGCGCCACCGGCUUGUUGUCAAGAUGGCGUCUAAGGGGAAGCUAGACAUCGAGCAUGGCCGCUCAGAUUCGUACAGGGUCGCCACAUUACCCAACAUUCGCGACGACAACAAAACCGCAGAUGGGAUGUACAAGUCGCGGCGGAAGAACCCAAAGGCGAAGAGGGGGGACAACCUAGAUGAUCUGAAGCAGGAGUUGGACAUUGACUUCCACAAAAUCUCACCCGAGGAACUGUAUCAAAGAUUUCAGACGCACCCCGAAAACGGCCUCAGCCACGCGAAAGCGAAGGAAAACUUGGAAAGGGACGGGCCGAACGCCCUCACGCCACCGAAGCAGACUCCGGAAUGGGUAAAAUUCUGCAAGAACCUGUUCGGCGGUUUCGCCCUUCUGCUGUGGAUCGGGGCGAUCCUCUGCUUCAUCGCGUACUCGAUUCAGGCCACGACCAGCGAGGACCCGAACGACGACAAUCUCUACCUGGGCAUCGUCCUCGCGGCGGUGGUGAUAGUGACGGGUAUAUUCUCGUACUACCAGGAGAGCAAAUCGAGCAAGAUUAUGGAGUCGUUCAAGAACAUGGUGCCGCAAUUCGCCACCGUGAUCCGGGAGGGUGAGAAGCUCACCCUACGGGCGGAGGAUCUCGUGCUAGGCGACGUCGUCGAGGUGAAAUUCGGCGACCGGAUACCGGCCGACAUCAGAAUCAUCGAGGCCCGUGGAUUCAAAGUGGACAACAGCUCGUUGACGGGCGAGUCCGAGCCACAAUCGAGGUCGCCCGAGUUCACGAAUGAGAACCCGCUCGAGACGAAGAAUCUCGCCUUCUUCUCAACGAACGCGGUGGAAGGCACAGCCAAAGGUGUAGUGAUCUGUUGCGGCGAUCAAACGGUGAUGGGAAGGAUCGCGGGUCUCGCGUCCGGUCUGGACACCGGUGAGACGCCGAUCGCCAAGGAAAUUCAUCACUUUAUACACCUUAUUACCGGUGUCGCUGUCUUCCUCGGCGUCACGUUCUUCGUCAUAGCCUUCAUCCUGGGUUAUCACUGGCUUGACGCCGUUAUCUUCCUAAUCGGUAUUAUCGUGGCGAACGUACCGGAGGGUCUUCUCGCUACCGUGACAGUGUGCCUCACCCUGACCGCCAAGCGAAUGGCCUCCAAGAACUGCCUGGUGAAGAAUCUCGAGGCUGUGGAGACUCUAGGCUCGACCUCGACCAUCUGCUCGGACAAGACUGGCACUCUCACGCAAAAUCGUAUGACAGUGGCGCACAUGUGGUUCGACAAUCAGAUCAUCGACGCCGAUACCACGGAGGAUCAGUCCGGCUUGCAAUACGACCGCACCAGUCCGGGAUUCAAGGCACUGGCCAAGAUCGCGACUCUGUGCAAUCGUGCCGAGUUUAAGCCGGGCCAGGACGGUGAACCGAUUCUGAAGAGAGAGGUGAACGGCGACGCCUCCGAGGCCGCCUUACUCAAGUGCAUGGAAUUGGCAUUGGGCGAUGUCAUGGGCAUUAGGAAGCGCAACAAGAAAGUCUGCGAGAUUCCCUUCAAUUCUACUAAUAAAUAUCAGGUAUCCAUACACGAAUCGGACGAUCCCAACGAUCCUCGACAUCUCUUGGUGAUGAAGGGUGCUCCCGAGAGGAUUCUAGAUAGGUGCUCGACUAUAUUUAUCGGCGGCAAAGAAAAGGUUCUCGACGAAGAGAUGAAGGAGGCAUUCAAUAACGCGUAUUUGGAAUUGGGCGGACUCGGCGAACGAGUGCUCGGCUUCUGUGAUUACAUCCUGCCGUCCGACAAGUUCCCGGUUGGCUUCAAAUUCAAUGCCGACGACCUCAACUUCCCAGUCGACGGGCUCCGCUUCGUAGGCCUGAUGUCUAUGAUCGACCCGCCCCGGGCCGCGGUGCCCGACGCGGUCGCCAAGUGCCGUUCCGCCGGCAUCAAGGUCAUCAUGGUUACCGGUGACCAUCCGAUCACUGCCAAAGCCAUUGCCAAAUCCGUCGGCAUCAUCUCUGAAGGUAACGAAACCGUUGAGGACAUUGCGCAACGGUUAAAUAUCCCAGUAUCUGAAGUGAAUCCUCGUGAGGCUAAAGCCGCGGUUAUUCACGGAACCGAACUCAGGGAACUCAACUCCGACCAAUUGGACGAGAUUCUCAGGUACCACACCGAAAUUGUGUUCGCCCGUACCUCGCCUCAGCAGAAGCUCAUCAUCGUUGAAGGCUGCCAGCGAAUGGGCGCGAUUGUCGCUGUAACUGGCGACGGUGUGAACGACUCGCCUGCUCUGAAAAAAGCUGACAUUGGUGUUGCUAUGGGCAUCGCUGGUUCAGACGUCUCCAAACAAGCAGCUGACAUGAUUUUACUCGAUGACAACUUUGCUUCGAUCGUAACAGGCGUGGAGGAGGGUCGUUUGAUCUUUGACAACUUAAAGAAGUCCAUCGCCUACACCCUGACCUCGAACAUACCCGAAAUCUCGCCUUUCUUGGCGUUCAUCCUCUGCGAUAUUCCUUUGCCGUUGGGUACCGUCACCAUCCUUUGCAUCGAUUUAGGAACCGACAUGGUACCCGCCAUCUCGCUAGCCUACGAGGAGGCAGAGAGCGAUAUUAUGAAGCGACAACCACGAAACCCCUUCACUGACAAGCUAGUUAAUGAAAGGCUUAUUUCGAUGGCGUACGGUCAAAUCGGUAUGAUUCAAGCCGCGGCUGGCUUCUUCGUCUACUUUGUCAUCAUGGCUGAGAAUGGAUUUCUGCCUCUAUAUCUGUUUGGCAUUCGAAAGCAGUGGGACUCCAAGGCUAUCAAUGAUCUUACCGACAGCUAUGGCCAAGAAUGGACUUACAGAGACCGUAAAACACUGGAGUUCACCUGUCAUACAGCUUUCUUCGUGUCGAUCGUAAUUGUGCAAUGGGCUGAUUUGAUUGUUUGCAAAACGCGUCGCAACUCGAUUAUUCACCAGGGAAUGAGAAACUGGGCUCUGAACUUUGGCCUCAUAUUUGAGACCGCUCUCGCUGCGUUCCUAAGUUACACGCCCGGUAUGGAUAAGGGUCUUCGUAUGUUCCCACUCAAAUUUGUAUGGUGGCUGCCAGCCUUGCCAUUCAUGUUGGCUAUCUUCAUUUACGAUGAAACGAGACGAUUCUACCUCCGUCGAAAUCCAGGCGGCUGGCUCGAGCAAGAAACUUACUAUUAGACGCAAAAAGGAUUUAAUCACACGCAAGCAGAACGCGCGCGCAAGAGGAUGAAUGAACGGACGAAAGAAUGAGAGCGAGAGAAAGAAAGAGGAAGCGAGUGAGAGUGAGAGUGAGAGUGAGAGUGAGAGAGAGAGAGAGAGAGAAAGAGUGAGAGACAAAGGAAUGAGAGAGAAUGAGACGCAUACUCACACCUGAGAGAGAUACACUUGAAAAAGAAAAAAAAAAAGAAAAUUAAAUAAAUCACUCAUAUUGAACAGAUGUAACACAUUUCACAAGGGAUGUGCUACUGGGUCUAUCUGAGUCACGUGUCAAGAGAGCAAUCGGUGGACAACGAAGGAUGCUCCAAGUUUGCACAGGUUCUCACAACAAAAGAGACGCAAGAUAAUUAUACAGACACAGAGAAGACCCUCUAGUGCUAUUAGGUACAGCGCGAGGUACAAAAAACACGCUCGUCGUUCUGGCUUCGCUGCCAAUUGCUUGUACGCGCGUGCCGAGUUUCGUAGUCUGAAAAAUUGGCAUUCGAGAGAGACUGUCGAUGAAGGAGGUAUAUUGGUGAGGAAACCACUAUGACUACUCUUAUACAAACGAUGCCGAUCGGGAAGCCGCGCUUUCCGCUUCGCUUCCGACUACAACACGACUACGGGACUUUUUGGUGACGACUAGUACCGUUGCUGUCAAAUUCUGGAUGGGAUAUACUCUGCGAGCAUCGCUCGAAGAUGGAACGAAGGAAUGAGAGAAUGAAAUAAAAAUUUGCCGAGUUGAUAGAGCUGCAAGCGCGACUGAUGCACGAGUGCCAGGCCUAAAGAAACGUGAUAAUGCGAUAAAAGGAAGCCGAAAUGGCAACAAGAACGAAAAUCCGGAAUGACAGCAGAAACGGACAUGUUCAAGAGAGAGAGAGAGAGAGAGAGAGAGAGGGAGAGAGAGAGAGAAGAGAAGAGACGGGGUGUUUACGCGCGAUAGAGAAUCACGGAAUCACGUGCGUCCUUAUGUAUGUCGUAUCGCGAUUUACUACAUUCACGCGACUUCUUACUAUUAGUGGCGUAUUAUCAUAGAUAUCUUUGCGUUACUAAAACUUCGUAAUAGGCUUUCGUUGAUCGUUGAUCAAUGUGCGCAAAAUAUCGUUGAUCAAUGUGCGCUAAGGUCGGCACACACAACACGUCCUCCAUUGAGAAGAACUUUAGUUGGAAGACAAGAGACGAGGGAUUCACUGAAAAAUGAGAAGAUCUAGAGACCGACGCGAAAGAGCAAACAAAAAAAGUGCUCAAUGUAACAGGAAAAUCAUUACAAAAAUUCUUAAGCAUUUCUCGUGACGCUGAAAUACUUCGUACGAAAAUUAAUUAUUAAUUGUAACGAAGGACCUGAUGUCGCAGGUAUCUAAUACGGUCUAUAGUCAUAUACGUCAAGAUUAAAUAACAUUAAAAUAAAGAAAAGAGAGGGAGAGAGAGUUAUGAUAAAUAAUUAAAUGAAAUAAAAAAUAAUAAAAUAUAAUUAAAUAAAACCGCAUUCGCAGUAUUUAUUAUUAUUAAUAAACGACAUGUUCGGUUUUGGGUCUUAAUCCGCAUAGCUAUCAGGAAAAAAAAACGGCGAAAAACGUAUCGCGUAGUUUCAGUAGUUACAAUUUUUAGCGUGAAGUUAAUAUCACACUAAACACGCGACACACGGGGAAGUGGAGAAUGGAAGAAAGAUGCUAAGGUUGGUUCUAACUGGGGUGAUUUAUUUCAUUAAGAUUGAGCAGCAGGAGGAAGAAAGAGAUAAUGGACAGCGAAGAUAUGUGAACAGUAUAUAUAAAAUAAGUAUCAACUAAAUCACUAUAUACCGAUUGACGAGGGUGGACUAAUAAGCGAUACGUUAUUAAUCGCACAUGCGGAUAGUAGAGCGAUGAGAGGUCGCGGCCUGGUUGCCAGCGAACCGGAGAAAGAAGGGAAACAGGAGAAUCUGCCACAUGCUCUCCGAGAAAAUAAAUUAUGAAACGUUAUUGAUUAAUGCGCGCGCGUAGAGAAAAGAGUGUUAAGAGAGAGAGGAGGGGAGAGGGAGAGAAGAGAAAGGGGAGGUGAGAGAGAGAGAGAGAGAGAGAGAGAGAGAGAGGAGGGGAGCGAUAAUGUUCAAUAAGGCGGGAUAACGAGACGGCGAAUGUUAAAUACCGUGAAUACUUUGUAUUAACGAUGCACUAUGCAGGAUGUAGGAGAAGGAAGAGACAGGCCGCACGCGGAGCAGAAGUAAAAAAAAAAAAAAAAAACAAAAGAAACGUUCUUACUUAGAUAAAAGCUAAAUGAAGAAUAUAAAAAUUCCUUCUCUUAGUUUUUCAUAGAUUUAAAACGCCAGAGCGGGACAGCUCGCUAUAAAUCAUUGAUUCCCCCCCACAACGCGGAACGCCCUGUGUAGCAGCGAAUUCGCGAUCUCUGUCAGCCAGCCGGCGAGCGCGUUGUCCGUGUUUUACAUGUGGUAUGCGUGUAUGUGCGUUGUGCAUGUAGUGUCGAAACAGCACAACCGUGACUUAAAAUGCCUGCCACGCGACUUUUUUUUUCGGGCCGGGACGAUCCGAGACGGAUGUCAUUGAUGAGAUCUCGCAAUCGAAUACACGAAUAUGUCUCCCACAGGAGUUUUUCUCAGUCGCGUUGUCCGCGUUUGCCCCAAACGCAAUCGCGAUCGUGCUACUCUGUUGUUAGCUAGAAGGUUCGCAGUUUCGCAGGUUAAGAAUAAAAUGAAAUCAGAAUUAAACUAGUUUUCUUUAUUGGUCCAAGCGUAUAAUCGUGCUGGACAAGAUGCUACGCAUCUUGGAUAACGGAGAGACGAUGAUCAAUAAGUGGCACAAUUUGGCAGAAAUUGGCGGUCAAAUGAAAUUUCAAGGCAUCUUUUUCAGUUGCUCGUCAGCUAUCGUGGUACGCGAUCAGUUAAAGGCCCUCGUAGCGAUCGGAUGGCAAUCAUUCCAUUUUCUUUGCGAAUCGAUAAGACUUUUCUCGUUUGUGUGUCGCGAGUCGUGAUAAAGUGAUAUAUUUACUUGAUAUAUUUUAAUGAAAACGGUAUACGAAUCGUGUGCAUUGCUUUGCGAAGAGAAUGGAGCGAUGGUAGUUAAGUUGUUACAACGAUGUUAUAAUAACCGCGAGGAAAUGGCGUUCUCGAGCCGAGUAUGAUGGUGGCGUACGCGGCCGCGCGCGCGUGCGUGCCUGCGUGCGUGAGGGUCAACGAGCGGAGAUGCGGAGAUGCGGAGAUGCGGUGAUGUGUGAUGAUGCGCGGCGAUGCGGCGACGCGGCGACGCGGCGACGCUCGCUCGGCGGUCCAGGCCCCAAAACUACCCUAAGUGUUCAAUAAUCGAGAUAUUCUCGAGAUGUCCUAUAUGCGCAUAAACGCGAGACGUUUCUUCCUUCGCCGGUUUCCUCCAUUCGGUGCUGUCGCCUCGAGUCUCGCUACGAGUAGUCACGCGAAUACGCGAAUAAGAUGACGACGCGCCAUGCGUUCCCUCGACCUCUCUCGCGACUUUUCUCUGUUACACGCGCGCGCGAGAGGUUGCGCGAACCUGCGCGUCUCAUUCCCCGGAUGAAACGAGAUCUAAGAGAUGUCCAAAGUACAUCUGUGCGGGAGAAUGACGAAGCGGUAUUUCUUUCUUUCGAGUCGCGAAUCGAGUCACGAGUCAUCACGAGGGUGAGAAGAAGAGGCAUCGCAUAGCGACCCGCGGUCAGUCCGUAUGUCGGCAAUUAGAAUUGCCAAAGUUUCAAAACUACCCAUCUGUCAUCGAGACAUGUGAGAUUAGUGAGACGCGCGUUGUGCGAGACAUUUAUUGAUUCAAACGUUCGUCACUCACCGGCGUUUCCAGAUCGACCGACGCCGAUCCCGAUUAAUCUAUCGAUUCUCCUUCCCUGUCUGUUUUAUAGAUGGAACUGUAAUUUAGAAGAAAGAGACACAGCGAAUAGUCGAACCGAAAUUCGGAAUUGGAUUAGAGCUCGAUUUUAUCUCUCUGUCGUAGAUCGAUCGCUUCUGUCACAACGAAAAUGCGGAAAUUUAAGACGUUUCGUGCGCGAAUGUUACUUUCGAUGGAUCGCCAUUUUUUCAGAAUGGAUGAGAGAGAGAGAGAGAGAGGGGGGGGGGUGAGAAGAUGAGAGAACGAAAGAGCGGAGCAUAUCUGUGUGUAUGUGUGCGAGUAAAGAAAGAAAUGUAUGUAAUGGAUAUCUUUGAAGAUACGCAGCGUUGUCGACAGGGUGUUCCGUGCCCGGGGGGCCGUAGGAGCCCAAAAAAAGCUUUGCCGUCGUGCGCAGCCUCUUUACUUUAGGCUAAUAUAAUUUAAUUAUUAUUAAUAAUAUAAUAGUAAUAAUAAAUAAAUAAUGAUAAAUAAUAAUAAUAAUAAUAAUACAUGUUACAAUAAGAUAUUAUUAGAUGUAAUUAUUAUAUAUGGUUUAGUCUAGAUCGUGUUGUUGAAGAAAAAAAAAACACAAAGUACGUAUAAGCGAUAAAAAGAUUAAGGACAAAGUAGAAAAGAGAUGCGAUGAUAGAGAGGAGAAGGAGAAGGAAGAAGAAGAGGGAAGAAAAACGAAUUGAAAGCAGAUACACGCCAAGCGGAAAGGAAGUUUCGGUCUAAGACCACACGAUCCUUUUGCGGUGGACUGAGCGGGACGACGCUGCGCUUACAUACUUAUUCACGCGCGUGCAUCAAACGCCUCGAACGUAUUAAAAACUUAUUUAUGGAAUGCAGGACAAUGUUACGCUUUCAUAUAUUUGCGCGCGCAGUUUAGAGACAGGAACCAUCGAGAAGCCUCGUUAGACUCGUUAUCGCAUUCGUUUCUCUAUUUUUUUGCGUAUUUCCGGAAAAAAGAACAAGAGGCACGUGAUGCUUUCUGCGCAGCUCUUCAUUUCUCGAGGACGAAAGCAGAAGCGUCGUGAUUCUCUCCGUGAUCGAGACAUACACGCACACAUACACUCACACAAACAUAUUCAACUCACGAGAAACGCGGUUCUUUGUUUUUUCCAAAAGAAAAAAAAAAUGCUUGUUAGGAAAAUCCCUGGUGGAUUUUAACGCCGCGCGCCUGCACAGCCCGCCGCAUACCGCAUCGGAAUCAUUGAACGAUUAAAAAAAGAAAUCUUAAAAAAAAAAAGAAAAAGAAAGAAGAAAGGCGGAGGUGACGUUUUAUUAAUACUGUACAUAUUUUAAAUAAUUGAAGACGAAUAGAUAGAUCGCGCGCGCGAACUUGGGCGGUGACCUCGAUCGAAAGGCGAUCUCGUCCUUAAAGACGGGAACGCUUUUUCGUCACGGAUCUACCGUACUCUUCUUUUCUGUUUCUUUUUUUUUGCGUUUUUUUUUUUAAUGCAUCGCGUCGCAACAUACACGCCGACACACACACUUAUACAUCGCGUGUAGAGAAACACCGAUUAAAGGCAGAUGCUCGGAAAUGACACUUUAUUAUUACACCGUUCCAGCAAUCAUCUUCCGAUUGACGAUUCUCUUUUUCGCAAUGAAUUAUUACUCGAUAAGUUUUGUUUUACACGCAACACACAUAUUCACACACACGUAAAUUACAUCACAAACUAAUACAAAUACAACCCAAGUGUCAUUACUUUUGAUGUUAAAUAAAAAAUACAUAAUUAUUAGA
Messenger RNA from Solenopsis invicta (red fire ant), 9161 nucleotides. RefSeq names its product sodium/potassium-transporting ATPase subunit alpha (gene Atpalpha). The record is from RefSeq and is a predicted model, not a curated record. Gene Ontology annotation, cellular component: membrane. Bases 453 to 3581 code for a protein of 1042 amino acids. The transcript is spliced from 11 exons. Gene Ontology annotation, biological process: proton transmembrane transport; sodium ion export across plasma membrane; potassium ion import across plasma membrane. NCBI's taxonomy places the organism in Eukaryota, Metazoa, Arthropoda, Insecta, Hymenoptera, Formicidae. Gene Ontology annotation, molecular function: ATP binding; ATP hydrolysis activity; P-type sodium:potassium-exchanging transporter activity.